Molecule: messenger RNA, 1886 nt
Organism: Pezoporus flaviventris
Lineage: Eukaryota; Metazoa; Chordata; Aves; Psittaciformes; Psittacidae
Gene: LCK
Product: LCK proto-oncogene, Src family tyrosine kinase
Exons: 12
Coding region: 141-1760 (539 amino acids)
Biological process (GO): innate immune response; B cell receptor signaling pathway; T cell differentiation
Cellular component (GO): extrinsic component of cytoplasmic side of plasma membrane
Molecular function (GO): non-membrane spanning protein tyrosine kinase activity; signaling receptor binding; ATP binding
Source: RefSeq, a predicted model, not a curated record
GGCUCGUCUCUGCUCCUCACAGGGUCACCUCACUCCUGCUGGGCAUGGAGAGGAUGUGAGCAGGGCCAGAGUCUUCAUCUUGCUGCUGGGCCAUGGGAGUCUGAGAGCAGCUGGUCCUUGCCUCGCUGCCAACAGCCACCAUGGGCUGCUGCUGCAGCUCAGACUAUGACGAGGACUGGAUCGAGAACAUUGACAUUUGUGAGCACUGCAACUACCCCAUCGAGCCCGACAGCAAGCCCCAGAGGCUGAUCCGCAACGGCUCCGAGGUGCAAGACCCACUAGUGUCCUACAAGGCCACAUCUCCACCGUGCUCCCCACUGCAAGGUAUGGUCCCCACUGCAAGUUAUGGUCCAUGGCAGGGGCAGCCAUGGCUAACAGUUGGCCACUGCCACCCUGUCCCUCUGCCCCUCCUCCCAGAUAAGCUGGUGGUGGCCCUGUACAACUAUGAGCCCAAGCACAAUGGGGACCUGGGGCUGCAGAAGGGCGAGAAGCUCCGCAUCCUGGAAGAGAGUGGGGAAUGGUGGAAGGCUCAGUCGCUCACCACCGGCCAGGAGGGUUUGAUCCCCUACAACUUUGUGGCCCUGCUGAACAGCCUGGAGCCUGAGCCGUGGUUCUUCAAAAACAUCAGCCGCAAAGAUGCAGAGCGGCAGCUCCUGGCCUCGGGCAACACACACGGCUCCUUCCUCAUCCGAGAGAGCGAGACCUCCAAAGGCUCCUACUCACUGUCGGUGAGGGACUUCGACCAGAACCAGGGCGAGACGGUGAAGCACUACAAGAUCCGCAACAUGGACAAGGGGGGGUACUACAUCUCCCCCCGCAUCGCCUUCAGCAGCCUGCAUGAGCUGGUGGAGUAUUACACACGCUGCUCAGAUGGGCUGUGCACCCGCCUGGGCAAGCCCUGCCGGACCCAGCGCCCGCAGAAGCCCUGGUGGCAGGAUGAGUGGGAGGUUCCACGGGAGUCGCUGAAGCUGGUGGAAAAGCUGGGAGCAGGACAGUUCGGAGAAGUUUGGAUGGGCUUCUACAAUGGCCACACUAAGGUGGCCAUCAAAAACCUGAAGCAGGGCAGCAUGUCACCCAGUGCCUUCCUGGCAGAGGCCAACCUCAUGAAGAACCUGCAGCACCCACGACUGGUGCGGCUGUAUGCUGUGGUGACAAAGGAGCCCAUCUACAUCAUCACAGAGUACAUGGAAAAGGGCAGCCUUGUGGACUUCCUCAAGACCUCAGAAGGCAUCAAGCUCAGAAUCAAUAAACUGCUGGACAUGGCAGCACAGAUUGCUGAGGGCAUGGCCUUUAUAGAGGCCAAGAACUACAUCCACCGUGACCUGCGGGCUGCCAACAUCCUUGUGUCGGACACUCUGUGCUGCAAAAUUGCCGACUUCGGGCUGGCCCGGCUCAUCGAGGACAACGAAUACACGGCUCGUGAGGGGGCUAAAUUCCCCAUCAAGUGGACGGCGCCAGAAGCUAUUAAUUAUGGGACGUUCACGAUCAAGUCAGAUGUCUGGUCCUUUGGCAUCCUGCUCACAGAGAUCGUCACCUAUGGCCGGAUCCCGUAUCCAGGAAUGACCAACCCUGAGGUGAUACAGAACCUGGAGCGUGGUUACCGCAUGCCGCAGCCAGACAACUGCCCGCAAGAGUUGUACGAACUGAUGAUGCAGUGCUGGAAGGAGAAGCCUGAGGAGCGUCCCACCUUUGAGUAUAUGAAGAGCGUGCUGGAGGACUUCUUCACCGCCACUGAGGGCCAGUACCAGCAGCAGCCAUAAGGACAAUGGGUUGGGGUGCCCGGAGCUGCUCCCCAUGCACCAGGUCCCCACAGACUCUAUGUACAUUACCUGGGGUGCUGGCCAGUGCUGCCUGGACCUCAGCAGUAAAGAUUUGAAGCACUUCAA